CUGUUCUGAUGCUGCCCCUUUGUUGGAUACGGUCCGUUUCCGCAUGUGUGAUUAUUUCCGUUUCCACUCCGAAAAAGCCAGGCUGAGUUUAAGUUCACAAAAGUUAAUUUCCAGUGCCGUGGACAAUCUAAAAGGCACAUAAAACCUUUGAAUAAAGCAAAGCGUUAUCCCUGCGAUGGGGGACAUGGCAGAUCCUGCCAGCGAUCGGCAGCAGCCCGGUGCUCUGGGUCUCCUUCUGAACAAGGAUUUCAUUGCUUCGCGAAAAGGGAAACUUCUCGCUGCUGAAGUGGUACUUACCUUCAUCACCUUCGUGUGCUUCGUGGCAUCCUCAGCGGCAGUAUUCAUGACGGCCCCCCUCGUCGAGUUCCUCAUGGCCAUCUUCUUCUAUUUCGCUUACUCCACCAAGUUCAAUGAGCGGUUCAAGGACUUCUACUGGCCUCUGGUGGAUUUCCUGCGUUGCGUUACUGCCUCCAUCAUCUACUUCAUCAUCUCCAUAAUUUCAGUCUCCAAGUACUCGGGUGGGGCCUCCAGCGCAGCUGGGGUUUUUGGGUUCAUAGCCACCAUUAUUUUCGCCUUAGAUUUCUAUUUCAUCUUCAAUGACCUGGCCACCUUCCUUAAGCAAGGCAGAGCACCCGAUGAGGAACCACAAGCAGCAAACGACUCUGACUCCGAUUCAGACUGAGACUGAGCGCUGAAGUAGUCGAUGGGAGAGAAGCCAUGAGACGUCUACAUCCUUUGAUUUUAGGAAUUUCCUCAUCCGGCUUAAAGAACAAACACAAACUUGAGCCUUCUAACCACUGGCCUUUCAAACCCCGAACCAUAUCAGAUAAAGAGUUUACGUGUGUUUUUUCCUAAGACACUUAUCUAGGGAUUUUUAUGUUUACUUGCUUUUCUCCCCUUUUUGCACUUCCUUUCAUGCUGUGAACAAUUUGCAGUAUUCAGUUCAUACUGAACAAGUUUGCUUCCAGUACGAUCAUUUUACACGCAGCUGUCAGAGGGCUGGGCCCGAGGCACAUAACACUAACCUUUACAUACCUGUGUGAAGCCUUUGAACCCAACCGUGAAACCAGCAAGUCAGCCAUUCACUGCGUAUGUGAAGGCAUAUGCAAAUGGCCACACGUGGAUGUCACUGAAUACAUUCCGAAUGUUUCCCAGUGAUGGGUUCAAUGAAACUCAGCAUUUUCAACUAACUGCAUAAAGAAGGCUUUUCAUCACAUAAAGAUUUUAUGUUUUUCCACAGUGGAAGCAGAAGAUUUCAGUCUGACAUUUCAGUCGAAUCUUUAGCUUUGCGUUACAAAACUCUCUCUCUGUGUGGUCUUGAUUCGCAUUUUUGAACGCAUUCUGUUCUGUUUCCAGACAUGUCUUACUAUGCAUACUCCUGCCUCUCACAAUCAUUCUUUUUUUUUUUUAAAUGAAAAUUCCUAACAGCCUCAGCUGUAAAAUAAUCAUGCUUUACAUUCACAUGAAAUGGAUUGGGUUGCACUUUUCACUGGCCAGAAAUUACGCAGAAGCAUUCACCUUUCUUGCCACUUGGGGAAAGACCACUGACAGCUGUUAUUCUAUGCAGUAGAUUUCCAAAGACUGCAUUCUGACAUGAUUCUGUAUUUCCGAAGCCCAGUGUGAAGUAAUUACCUUGAAUUUCAUUGCAAAUAUACGUGGGAGCAUAUUUAGUCUUUCGGGACCUUUGGAUGGUUCACCCAGCUGAACUGCAUUUGGCGCCCCUGGGAUCGUAGUGGGAUGCAGACUGACCAGCAGCGCAGAUUGUGCGCAAGAGGGAAGGCUGCAUUCUGUCAACGCAAAUGACAGCUGCAGCCAACAGCUCAUCCUGCUGGACACGAAUGUUCAGACACAAGCAAUAAACACCUGAUGUUUACAUCAACAACCGGGUUGUGUGUCGAACAACAGUCACACACCACAUCAACAGCAGAGAUCGACGCAAGAAGCAGAACAAUUUAUUCAGUUGUAAGCCUACUUAUUAGCACUGAUAAAUUUACACUGAAUUAUACAAAUACAAUUGGGAAUGCAUAUAAAAAAAUUAAUGAUUUUAAUAGAGGACACUCGUUAAAAUAAAUUAAAGCAGAAUGGACAGAAUACAUGUUAAGCGAUAUUGCGAGCUAGUAGAAUAAACAUCACGUUAAAUAAACAGCACGUCAAACAUCAAUGCAUGGCCGGAAGUAAAAAAAAAGAGAAA
Messenger RNA from Brienomyrus brachyistius, 2191 nucleotides. RefSeq names its product CKLF-like MARVEL transmembrane domain containing 3 (gene cmtm3). The coding region runs from base 176 to 682 and encodes 168 amino acids. The transcript has 5 exons. The record is from RefSeq and is a predicted model, not a curated record. NCBI's taxonomy places the organism in Eukaryota, Metazoa, Chordata, Actinopteri, Osteoglossiformes, Mormyridae. Gene Ontology annotation, cellular component: membrane.